AUGCUGUCCCGACUGCGCGCGGCCGCGGCGCCCUGCGCGAUGGCGCGGCGCAGCCUGCACACCAAGGAGAAGGGCAAGCCACUCAUGCUCAACCCGCGCACCAACAAGGGCAUGGCCUUCACCCUCCACGAGCGGCAGAUGCUGGGGCUGCAGGGGCUCCUGCCGCCCAAAAUAGAGACGCAGGACAUCCAGGCCUUACGCUUCCACAAGAAUUUGGCAAAAAUGACCGACCCCUUGGAGAAGUACAUCUACAUCAUGGGCAUCCAGGAGAGAAAUGAGAAGCUGUUCUACAGGGUGCUGCAGGACGACAUUGAGCGGCUGAUGCCCAUUGUGUACACGCCCACCGUGGGCCUGGCCUGCUCCCAGUACGGACACAUCUUCAGGAGACCAAAGGGAUUAUUUAUUUCCAUCUCAGACAGAGGCCACAUUAGGUCCAUUGUGAACAACUGGCCAGAGAAUGACGUUAAGGCUGUUGUCGUCACUGAUGGAGAAAGAAUAUUGGGUCUUGGAGACCUGGGGGUGUAUGGGAUGGGAAUUCCAGUGGGAAAGCUGUGUUUGUACACAGCCUGUGCAGGGAUACACCCAGAUAAAUGCCUGCCUGUGUGCAUCGACGUUGGGACUGAUAACACAACCCUGCUGAAGGAUCCCUUCUACAUGGGGCUGUACCAGAAGAGGGAUCGCUCGCAGGUCUACGAUGACCUGAUCGACGAGUUCAUGGAAGCCAUCACAGACAGGUAUGGCCAGAACACGCUCAUCCAGUUUGAGGACUUUGGAAACCACAAUGCUUUCCGGUUCCUGAGGAAGUACAGAGAGAAGUACUGCACCUUCAAUGACGACAUCCAAGGGACAGCCUCAGUGGCCUUGGCAGGACUGCUGGCAGCCCAGAAAGCCACUGGGAAACCACUCACAGACCAGAAAGUGCUGUUCCUUGGAGCAGGAGAGGCCGCCCUGGGAAUCGCCAACCUCAUUGUCAUGGCCAUGAUGGAAAGCGGUGUUUCCCACGAGGAGGCCUCCAGGAGAGUGUGGAUGUUUGACAAGCACGGCCUGCUGGUCCAGGGCCGGGAGCAGAAGGUGGAUCCCCACCAGGAGCCCUUUGCCCACAAGGCUCCAGAGGACAUACCAAAGACAUUUGUAGAGGCAGUGAAUGUACUUCGGCCUUCAGCUAUCAUCGGAGUGGCUGGGGCAGGCCGUCUCUUCACCCAGGACGUGCUCAAAGCCAUGGCUUCCAUCAACGAGCAGCCCAUCAUAUUUGCCCUGAGCAACCCCACGGCCAAGGCCGAGUGCACAGCAGAGGAGGCCUACACGCUGACAGAGGGCCGGUGCCUGUUUGCCAGCGGCAGCCCCUUCGAGCUGGUCACUCUGAAGGAUGGGAGGACCUUCAAACCAGGCCAAGGAAACAACGCUUACAUCUUCCCAGGCGUGGCUCUGGCUGUGAUCCUCAGCAGCGUCAGGCACAUCAGUGAUAAGGUUUUCCUGGAGGCUGCCAAGGCAUUGGCAGAACAGUUGACAGAUGAAGAGCUUGCACAAGGAAGACUUUAUCCUCCACUGUCCAAUAUCAGGGAAGUUUCUAUUUAUAUUGCUGUCAAGGUGAUGGAGUUCCUGUACGCCAACAACAUGGCCUUCCACUACCCCGAGCCGGCCGACAAGAACCGCUACAUCCGCUCCAAGGUGUGGAGCUACGAGUACGAGUCCUUCAUGCCGGACGUGUACGACUGGCCCGAGUCCAAGGUGCACUGACCAGCCCCGCGCCCGCUCGCAGGCAGC
Messenger RNA from Agelaius phoeniceus (red-winged blackbird), 1764 nucleotides. It is a transcript of the gene ME2, whose product is annotated as malic enzyme 2. Gene Ontology annotation, biological process: malate metabolic process; pyruvate metabolic process. Gene Ontology annotation, molecular function: NAD binding; malate dehydrogenase (decarboxylating) (NADP+) activity. Gene Ontology annotation, cellular component: mitochondrion. The record is from RefSeq and is a predicted model, not a curated record. Lineage: Eukaryota; Metazoa; Chordata; Aves; Passeriformes; Icteridae.